AUGGUGUUCCGAGCCCCUAUCUGUGAAAAGCUCCCAGAGACGGCGUGGCCCCCUGGGGGCUUCCCAGGGACGACGGCGCCCCCAGGGGUCCUCCCAAGGGUAGUGGCGUCCCCAGGGGUCUCCCAGGAACGACAGUGCCCCCAGGAGCCAUCCCAGCUCCGAAGGUGCCAAGAGGGGCACUCUAAGAAACGGCGGCACCCCCAGGGGCCCUCCCAAGGUCAGCCUCCCGGGGCUGUGGCGACCCCAGGGACACUCCCAACGGUGGCGGCGCCCCCAAUGACCCUCUCAGGGGCGGUGGCGUCCCCAGGGAAGCUGCCAGGGGCGGCGGCGCCCCCAGCGACCCUCCUAGGGGUGUCGGCGUAUCCAGGGAUCCUCCCAGAGUUGUCGGCACACCCAGGAGCGACAGCGCCCCCAAAGAUUCACCCAGGGGCUGUGGCGCAUCCAGGGACCCUCCCAGGGGCGGCGGCGCCCCCAGAGACCGCUGCGCACCCAGGGACCCUCCCAAAGGUGGUGGCGUUCCCGGAAUCCUACUCAGGGGCAGCAACGCCCCCAGGAACCCCCCCAGGGGCGACAGCGCCCCAAGGGACCUUCUCAGAGGCGGCAAAGCCUCCAGAAAUCCUCCCAGAGAUGGCUGCGCCCCCCGGGGGCUUUCCAGGGGCGAUGGGACCCCCCAGGGACGGCGGUACCCCCACGGGCUCUCUUAGGGGCAACGGCGCCCCCAGGGGUUCUCUCAGGGGUGGAGCCGACCUCAGGGAACCUUUCAGGAUUAGCGGGGGUCCCCAGGGAUCCUCCCAGGGGCGGGGGUGCCUCCUGGACUCUCCCAGGGGCGGUGGCGCUCCCAGAGACUCUCCCAAGGGCGGCUACACCCCCAGCGACCCAACCAUGGGCGGCGUCGCCCCCUGGACCAUCCCAGAGGCUGCGCCCUCCCUGCAGGGACCCUACCAAGGAGUUCUAAAUAGCGCAGAAACUACUGUACCUAGGGGCCUUACCACUCUGGCACUCCCAGGGGCCUUCCUAGGGUCGGCGGCGCCCCCAAAGGCGACAGUGCCCCCAGUGACACUCCCAGUGGAGCCGAGGCCCACAGAGACCCUUCCAGGGGCGUCGGGGCACCCUGGAACCCUCCCAGGGACUCUCCCAGGAAAGGGGGCGCCCCCAGGAUCCCUCCCAGGGACACCGGUGCCCCUAGGGACGCUCACAGGGACGGCGGAACCGUCCAGGGACCAUAUCAUAGGCAGCGACGAACCCAGGGACCUCCCUAGGGAGUCGGGGCACCCAGGGACUCUUCCCGAGGCGGCGGCGCUCCCAGGGAUCCUCCCAUGA
Messenger RNA from Homarus americanus (American lobster), 1320 nucleotides. Its product is annotated as basic proline-rich protein-like. The record is from RefSeq and is a predicted model, not a curated record. The transcript is spliced from 4 exons. Bases 1 to 1320 code for a protein of 439 amino acids. NCBI's taxonomy places the organism in Eukaryota, Metazoa, Arthropoda, Malacostraca, Decapoda, Nephropidae.